This is a messenger RNA of Rhodamnia argentea, 2014 nucleotides long. RefSeq lists its product as uncharacterized. The record is from RefSeq and is a predicted model, not a curated record. Bases 267 to 1835 code for a protein of 522 amino acids. Lineage: Eukaryota; Viridiplantae; Streptophyta; Magnoliopsida; Myrtales; Myrtaceae. The transcript has 5 exons.
GGCUAGUUCCGGGUACUGUUUGGGGAAAAGCCCGGCCCGCUUGGCUCCGUCAACCCGCUCGCAUCCCACGGGCGAAGCGAGAGAUAACCGUUCUGCUCGUUCGAUCAUCCGCACGCUCCGCCGUGAUCAGUCGACAGUCUCGUCACUCUCGGCACAAUCUCGCGCCUUCAAGAUUGACGAGCCCCUUCGCUUCGAUCGUUUGUUCGUUCGUUCGGCCAUUUUCGAGUGUCGAGAAAGCUCGCCAUUGCAGUUUCUCCACGGCUAAGAUGAAACGCAAGAAGAAUAAGCACCCAGGGCCCUCUCUGAGGAAAGCAACUAAAAAGAUAAGGAAGGGCACUUUUAAGACACAUUCCAAGAUGAUAGCGACUUCUGCACCUGGUGGUGGGCCUCCUUCUAAUCUCAUUGGUAUUCUGGAGGCUCGUCCUGCAAGUGUCAUUCCAUUGGAGGGUGGUCAUACCAUCGAACCAACCCCAUCUGCGACACAUGAGGGGAAGAAAGUGGAAAAGGAUAGUGAAAGGGUUGCGGGGUUUAUUUUUAUGUGUAGUGGGAAAACAAAGCCAGAAUGUUAUCAAUAUCGUGUUUUUGGGCUACCUAUGGGACAAUUGGAAGUAGUGAAGAAAGUCAAGCCAGGUGCAAAAUUAUUCUUGUUUGAUUUUGACUUAAAACUUCUCUAUGGUGUAUACGAGGCGACAUCUGGGGGAGCUUUGGACAUAGAGCCCAUGGCAUUUGACCGGAAAUUUCCUUCCCAGGUGAGGUUUAGGAUCUUCAAAGAGUGUUUACCUAUUCCUGAGAGUGUUUUCAAGAAAGCAAUUGAGGAUAAUUAUGUUAGCCGUUCUAAGUUUCGACAGGAGCUCAACGGAAAGCAGGUGAGGUCUCUGGUAUCAUUGUAUAGACCAAUAGAUGCAAUACAACCUUCUUCUGUUGCCUUUCCCUAUGAAACGAUUCAGUGUGCUCGACCAGUUUAUGCUCUGGGGAAACAUCUGCAGCCAAUGGCAGGGUUUCCUCCUCCAGGGGACUUGUAUCUACCUUGGAGGCAGCACACCAGUUCCCAGGCCAUUCCUAGGCAGCAAUAUGAAAGCUCCCUUCCACGAGUGCGGUAUGAGCAAUAUGGAUCACAAAAUCAUAUGGGACUGAUAGAACCAGUUAUGGAGUCCUGCUAUUAUGUUCGGCAACUUGCUCUUCCUCAUAAAGGUGGCUCACAAAUUUCUGCAGAAGUUCAUCAGCCAUACUUCCCUGAAGAACCACAAUGUUCUGUGCAUGAUCCAUAUAGAAGCUCCGUCAUACAGUCGCAGCCAGCUUCUUAUGCAUACAAGGAAUUGCAGCUAUCCUACCAACCGCAUUACAAUAUAGCUUCUCAUGAUGGAGCUGCCCAAGCAGAUGCUGCUCCUCUCGCAUACCAGGAAUUGCAGCUAUCCUACCACCCUCAUUACAAUACAGCUUCUCAAGAUGGUCCUGCCCAAGCAGAUGCUGCUCCUCUCGCAUACAAGGAAUUGCAGGUAUCCUACCAGCCGUGUUAUAGUAUAGCUUCUCAUGAUGGUCCUGCCCAAGCAGAUGCUGCUCCUCUCGCAUGCAAGGAAUUGCAGGUAUCCUACCAACCGCAUUACAAUAUAGCUUCUCAAGAUGGCCCUGCCCACGCAGAUGCUGCUCCUCUUGCAUACAAGGAAUUGAAGUUAUCCUACCCCCCGCAUUAUAAUACAGCUUCUCAUGAUGGUCCUGCCCAAGCAGAUGCUGUUCCUCUUGCAAGAACAAUGCAUGAAACCGUUGCCUCGCGCGAGGCAAAUCUUUCGGUUUCUUCUGUUUAUUCUUAUCCAGGAGUUGCUUCUGCAUACCGCUGAUUGGGCAUUGAAGUGGUGAUCCUUCUUCCUUAGCACAGUAUUUCCCCUUAGCCUUUGUUGUGGUGAUAGUUAGGUUUUAAACUUUUCGUCACAUGGUCCCCGUGUUGCUCUCAAAAGAAUGUAACUCUCUAUGAUCAAGGGUCCAUUCCAAUAUAUUUAAUGUCUUCACCAUUGAUACU